Messenger RNA from Saccharomycopsis crataegensis, 594 nucleotides. It is a transcript of the gene EFB1, whose product is annotated as translation elongation factor 1 subunit beta. The transcript has 2 exons. Gene Ontology annotation, biological process: translational elongation. Gene Ontology annotation, molecular function: guanyl-nucleotide exchange factor activity; translation elongation factor activity. Bases 1 to 594 code for a protein of 197 amino acids. Gene Ontology annotation, cellular component: cytosol; eukaryotic translation elongation factor 1 complex. The record is from RefSeq and is a predicted model, not a curated record. NCBI's taxonomy places the organism in Eukaryota, Fungi, Ascomycota, Saccharomycetes, Ascoideales, Saccharomycopsidaceae.
AUGUCUUCCAUUGCUGACCUUGAAAAGAAGUUGACCGCCACUUCUUACGUUGACGGUGCCGCUCCAUCCCAAGCUGAUGUUGCUGCUUUCAAGACCAUCCAAAAGGAAUACCCAAGCUUCACCAGAUGGUUGGCUCACAUUCACACUUUUGUCGAUGACUUUGAAUCUUUGCCAGCUGCUACCUCUGCUGCUGCUGAAGAAGAAGACGACGAUGAAGUCGACCUCUUCGGUUCUGAUGACGAUGAAGUUGAUGAAGAAGCUGAAGCUUUGAAGGCCAAGAGAAUUGCCGAAUACAACGCCAAGAAGGCCAACAAGCCAAAGCCAGCUGCUAAGUCUAUUGUCACUUUGGAUGUUAAGCCAUGGGAUGACGAAACCGAUUUGGAAGAAUUGGUGGCUAACGUCAAGAAGAUUGAACAAGAAGGUUUGACUUGGGGUGCCCACACCUGGAUCCCAGUUGGUUACGGUAUCAAGAAAUUGCAAAUCAACUUGGUCAUCGAAGACGAGAAGGUCAGUUUGGACGAAUUGCAACAAACUAUCGAAGAAGACGAAGACCACGUCCAAUCUACCGAUGUUGCUGCUAUGCAAAAAUUAUAA